Messenger RNA from Callithrix jacchus (white-tufted-ear marmoset), 3054 nucleotides. The record is from RefSeq and is a predicted model, not a curated record. Lineage: Eukaryota; Metazoa; Chordata; Mammalia; Primates; Cebidae.
AUGGGAGUCUGGGCUGAACAGGAAGGGGAGCAACCCCAGGGGUCAUCUGUUCCCUCCUCACCUGGCUCCGCCUCCACACACUGUCAGAUUUUAAAGGCAGGAGAAGAAGGUGAUCAGGGAAUAAACAUUCUCUGUGCUCUUUCCCCACGUGUUGUGUUGCUGACAGAGCUGCAGGUUCUCCAUGUUGACUUCUUGAAGCAGGAUAAUGCCGUUUCUCACCACACGAGGGAGUUCCAAAUGAGCAGUCCUGUGUUCCGGCGAGGGCAGGUGUUUCACCUGCGGCUGGCACUGAACCAUCCCUUACAAUUCUACCACGAACUGAAACUGCAAUUCAGCACAGGGCUGAAUCCUAGUAUCGCCAGACACACCCUGGUGGAGCUCGAUCUGAGGAAGCCCUCAGACCACUACAACUGGCAGGCAUCCCUUCACGAUGAGUCUGGCAAAGAGGUCACAGUGGCUGUCACCAGUACCCCAAAUGCCAUUGUGGGGCAUUACCAACUACAUGUGAAAACUGGAAGCCACAUCCUUAAGUCUGAAGAAAACAUCCUAUACCUUCUCUUCAGCCCAUGGUGUAAAGAGGACACGGUUUUCAUGCCUGAUGAGGACGAGCAUAAAGAGUACAUCCUCGACGACACGGGCGGCCAUUACAUGGGGGUUGCCAGAAGUAUCAAAUACAGACCCUGGAACUUUGGUUAGUUUGAGAAAAAUGUCGUGGACUGCUGCAUCUCCCUGCUGAGUGAGGCCUCCCUCAAGCCCACAGAUAGGAGGGAUCCCGUGUUGGUGUGCAGGGCCAUGUGUGCUAUGAUGAGUGUUGAGAAAGGCAAAGGCGUGCUCCUUGGAAACUGGUCUGGGGACUACCCAUACCGGUGUACAGGCAGCACCCCGAUCUUGCAGCAGUACUACAACAUGAAGCAGGCUGUGUGCUUCGGCCAGUGCUGGGUAUUCGCUGGGGUCCUGACUACAAUGUUGAGAGCAUUGGGCAUCCCAGCACGCAGCAUGACAGCCUUCAAUUCCGCUCACGACACAGAAAAGAACGUCACAGUGGAUACAUAUGUGAAUGAGAAGGGCGAGAAACUCACCAACAUGUCAUACGACUCUGUCUGAAAUUUCCACAUGUGGACGGAUGCCUGGAUGAAGCAACCAGAUCUGCCCAAGGGUUACAACAGCUGGCAGGUUGUGGACGGCACGCCUCAGGAGCGCAGCCAGGGUGUCUUCUGCUGUGGGCCAUCGCCACUGGCUGCCAUCCGCAAAGGUGACAUCUUUAUCGUCUAUGACACCAGAUUCGUCUUCUAAGAAGUGAAUGGUGACAGGCUCAUCUGGUUGGUGAAGACGGUGAAUGGGCAGGAAUCGUUACACUUAAUAUCAGUGGAGACCGCAAGCAUCGGGAAAAACAUCAGCACCAAGGCAGUGGGCCAAGACAAGCGGAGAGAUAUCACCUACGAGUACAAGUACCCAGAAGGCUCCCCUGAGGAGAGGCAGGUCAUGGAUCAUGCCUUCCGACUUCUCAGUUCUGAGAGGGAGCACAGACGACCUGUAAAAGAGAACUUUCUUCACAUGUCGGUACAGUCAGAAGAUGUGCUGCUGGGAAACCCUGUUAAUUUCCCUGUGAUUCUCGAAAGGAAGACUGCUGCCCUACAGAAUGUCAACAUCUCGGGCUCCUUCGAACUACAGUUGUACACUGGCAAGAGGGUGGCAAAACUGUGUACCCUCAAGAAGACCUCGCAGAUCCAAGGUCAAGUAUCAGAAGUGACUCUGACCUUGGACUCCAAGACCUACAUCAACAGCCUGGCUAUAUUCGAUGAUGAGCCAGUUAUCAGAGGUUUCUUCAUUGCGGAAAUUGUGGAGUCUAAGGAAAUCAUGGCCUCCGAAGUAUUCCUGUCUUUCCAGUACCCUGAGUUCUCUAUAGAGUUGCCUAACACAGGCAGAAUUGGCCAGCUACUCGUCUGCAACUGUGUCUUCAGGAAUAUCCUGGCCAUCCCUUUGACUGACGUCAAGUUCUCUUUGGAAAGCCUGGGCAUCUCCUCACCACAGACCUCUGACCAUGGGACGGUGCAGCCUGGUGAGACCAUCGAAUACCAAAUAAAACGCACCCCGAUGAAAACUGGACCCAAAAAAUUCAUCGUCAAGUUUAGUUCCAAACAAGUGAAAGAGAUUAAUGCUCAGAAGAUUGUUCUCAUCACCAAGUAGCCUUCUCUGAUGCUGUGGAGCCUUAGUUGAGCAUUUCAGCAUUUCCUACUUGUGCUUAGCUUUCAGAUUAUGGAUGAUUAAAUUUGAUGACUUAUAUGAGGACAGAUUCAAGAGCCAGUAGGUCAAAGAUAAGGCCAACACAACCAUAAGCAGCCAGACCCACAAGGCCAGGUCACCUCUUUUAUAGCUAGAAACACCCAGCCUAGGCCACAGAAUCCCAUCCCUUUCCUGAGUUAUGGCCUCAAAAAUCAGGGCCACUGUUCUAUCAAUUCAAAUCCAUAGACUUCAAAGCUACAGAUUCUCUCCCCGGAGCAGCAGGCUGUGGGCAGCCUAGCGCUGCCACCCGUUGGUGCCCCUCGAGAAGCCGCCAUAUCUUCAGGCCAUGGGUUUGCUAGCCCUGAAGGCACCUGCCAACUGGAGUACUGUCCCAGCACUGGGCUGGGCCUGCUAGAAGCGCAUUCUCCUCCUUUCUGUUGCCUCCAUUCUCCUUUAUGCCUGAAAUCCAGGGAAUCCCUCUCCUGGUGCUCCAAGCAGUUUGACACCUAAUGUGCAAGGACAUUUCUCAAGGCCACAUGGUUUUGCAGACAACCCAGAAACACCUUUGUCCUCAGGCCUGAACUCACCAUAGACACCCAGGUCAGCAAAUGGUGACCAGCAAAGCCUCUUCCCUUAUUCCAACUGUCGCCCCCUAGGAGACUCCAGGUGUGGGCAUUGUUUCCUCCCUGGUGUGAACUCCCUGGUGUUCCAUCCACCAUCCUGGCAGCCCAGGGCUGCUUCUGUUAACUGAAGCCUGCUCCUCCUUGUUCUGCCCUCCAGCGAUUUGUUCAAAUGAUCAAUGUGCUUUCAAUUAAACUUUGAUUACUUCAA